AUGGCUGAUAAAAGACACCGUAGCCACCUUAGGCCUAGAUCGCCUUCCAGGACGAGGGCAGGCCCUCGUCCGAGUACGGCUAGACCUCAUCCCGUAAGACCUCAUACCGCGUACCCAGAUGUCUGGAUGGCUGACAGCGAUCCGUACCACCAAAGCCGGGUUAAUAUCUUCAGAAAGCGCAGGGACUCGAUUGCUUCAAGUUCGCGAAGUCGGCCUGGGACACCAAUUAGGCACGACACCGCUAAACCAAGUAUGCGUAUCGAAAAACAUAGGUCCAUGUCUACUACUAGCAAACCGCCAAUGUCAGACUUUCUAGAGAGAGAUUGGCGGAAAAGUACACCGUGGGCAAGAGAUAAAGAGGAGCGACUUAGGUCGUCUCUAAGCCCUUCUGUCGAUACACCCACAUCUUCUGACACAUGUAUGUCCCCGGUAGAGCUACAAGAUGAGCUUGACCGUUAUAGUCUACAGAGCCGAUAUCUUCUUACUAAGAAUGAAUGGGUGUCUCCCCCUGAACCACGUGGCAGGACCAGACGUAUGGACCCCAAGGAAUUCAACCAAGAGCGUGUGAAGGCGCUCAAACGCUGGAACACGGUCCAAGGUUUUAUGUAUGGCAUGCAUUCGUCGACACUUCGAACCACUGACGCUAAACAGCCCCGAGAUGCAUAUCUUCCCGGCGUUAUCUUCAGCGCCCCUCUUCACACGGCAGUAAGUGCGGACGAGUUGCACGUUCCAACUGACGACCCCAACUUAACAGCAACCCCAUUCGGUACGUUAAAUUCCAAGUUCCGCAAGAUGAUUGUUUAUCGUGUGUUUGGUGAGCACCUUCAAUGCUUGCCGAUUUAUACCCACAAUGGCCGAGGACUGGAAGGAAAGGAGUUCCCCAAAGAGUUUGUAAGUAUUCGUGAUCUAGACGAAUCAUUCCCGGAGCCGUACGAAGGCCCAUACAUAGGAGUCUGCGCCCGUCGGUACAAUGAAUACAAAGGAACAUUUAUUAAGGGUAAGGCGGUUGUUAAGCUGACCGAAUUAUACACACAUCGAUACGAAGCCCCAGCGACUAUCGAAGGUAGGGUCGACACCCACAACAACUCCAGAGAAAGGUUGUUUGACUUAGUUAAGUACAAAAGUAGGUAG
Annulohypoxylon truncatum is the source of this 1131-nucleotide messenger RNA. RefSeq lists its product as uncharacterized. The record is from RefSeq and is a predicted model, not a curated record. Lineage: Eukaryota; Fungi; Ascomycota; Sordariomycetes; Xylariales; Hypoxylaceae. Bases 1 to 1131 code for a protein of 376 amino acids. The transcript has a single exon.